AUGUAUGACUUGACCUGUAUUGUGGAGAGGACUUAUAUAGGCAGUGCCUGCUGUCCAAUCCAGUUAUCCCUGAUCUUUUCCUCGGAGGGAAGAAAAAAUGAACCUACACUCACACGUCAUCACCAUUCUAAACAGAAAAGGUUUAACUUUCCUGGGGGUUCUAAUGCCAUGAUGGGAGGAGGAGGUGGUCCAUUUCACGGAGGCGGGCCAAACAUGAGUCCAAUGGGCGGAUCUCUCUCACACGGACCAAUGUCUGCCCCAUCCAUGUCAUCAGGUAUGCGAGGGCCACACCCACCUGGAGGGGGAAUGGGUAUGUCGAUGGGCGGUCCGCGGUCUCCAGGCCACGCCUCUAUGUUUAAUCCCGCCCAGUGUUUAACACAAAUCAAGUGCCCCCAGUGGUGUCUGAUGGUAGACGAAUUUGGGUGUCACUCUUGUCCAUGUGGGCCCGGGGGCGGAAUGAUGGGAAUGUCAGGCGGAUCCUUUAUGUCAGGAAUGCCUUCAAUGGGCGGAGUCUCAUUUGCACACGUCAAUCAAGGAACGAAGACAAAGGUAGACUGUAUAGGGGUGGAGUUAUGCAAAUCGACAUGUCAAGGACAAUACACAAUAGGUCCUAUAGGAUCAGACGGAUGUCCUUCCUGUGAAUGCAACACCGUAUCAGGGUAUUUGAGCGGUGGAUCAUUUGGAGGAGGUGCUAUAAGUGGCGGGUAUGCUGGAGGAUCUAGCAUUAUUGGUGGAUCUAGUGUAACUGGUGGCGGAUCCACAGGUGUUAGUGGUGGUUCUCAUAUCAUUGGUGGAUCAAGUGUUGCUAGUAGUGGAUCCACAGCCGUUGGGGGUAGUGGAGGAACCAUCACUGGGAUCCGCCCCUCUGUUGGCGUAUCAACAGGAACAAACACUCAAACUACGUACAUCGUAGCGCCGACAAAGGAGUGUCGAACAGAACAGAUUUGUCGAGAGAGCUGUGGAUCAAACUUCCAGAUUGGAGAAGCAGGAAAAGACGGAUGUGGGACUUGUGUCUGCAUAAAGCCAUCAGUGACGUACAUUCCCCAGGUGGUGACCUUGACCUGCCCUAGCCUGACCUGUAACUAUGGCUGCAGUGUGGGAUAUAAAUGUGGAACAGAUGGGUGUCCCACGUGUGACUGUGCUUUACCUUCAGGCUACGCCACGCAUGAGGUCGUCAUACAACACAAAGUGGAUUGUACAACCUCGUUCAGUUGUCCUACGUCAUGUGACGUUGGUUAUAAAUGUGGACUUGACGGUUGUCCUACUUGUGAAUGUUUGGUGGGCUACGUACAAACUCAGACAACUGACCAAUGUAUCGAUUGUGAAUACAUUGAUUUCCUGACCCCAACACCAGAAACAGUUACCUAUAUUCAAACUGUUCCGAAGCAAACACAAACUGUUUACGUCACAGGAGGCAAUGUAUGCAAUGAUUGUGACGUCACCCCUCAAAUGGUGUCCUACGUAAAGCCUAGGCCGCAGACGCAGACGGUUUACGUCAGUGGUAGCAGCGAGUGUCAUGAUUGUGACGUAACGCCACAGAUGGUGUCCUAUGUAAAACCUAGGCCACAAAAACAAACUGUUUACGUCACAAGUACGAAUGAAUGCCAUGACUGUGAGCCUGUAAAGCCUCAAAUGGUGUCUUACGUAAAACCACGCCCUGAUCAGCAGACUUUGUAUGUUACAGGAACGCAGACAAAUUGUAACGGAUGUGAGAAACUUCAUACUUACUACAUCCAGAAACCUACACCUCAGAAAGUGUAUGUACAAAAACCGGACACGGAGAACGGAAUACCGAUCUACAUAGACAGGCCACGCCCACAAAAACAAACUGUUUAUGUACAAAAACCGGACACGGAGAACGGAAUACCGAUCUACAUUGACAGGCCACGCCCACAAAAACAAACUGUGGUUGUCACUCAAACACAGAAAUGUCAUAACAGUAACACGUGCGGGUCAGGUUCUUCUAGCGGUAGCUCAGGUGGUGUUAUUAUGAAUGUUCUGACGGGUGGAUCUGGUUAUAUCAGUAGCGGAUCAGGGUUCAGUUCUGUUGAUGGUGGUGGAUCAAGGGGAGGCGGCGGUGGUGGAACUCCUUACGGAAUCAGUGGCGGAUCCUCUGUUUACAGCAAAGGGCGCGUGAUUGGACCUAGCGGCAGCGGAAGUGGUAGGAUUCAGGAAGUUAUUUUUGAGCUGACAUGA
Saccostrea echinata is the source of this 2196-nucleotide messenger RNA. RefSeq lists its product as uncharacterized. The coding region runs from base 1 to 2196 and encodes 731 amino acids. The transcript is spliced from 9 exons. NCBI's taxonomy places the organism in Eukaryota, Metazoa, Mollusca, Bivalvia, Ostreida, Ostreidae. The record is from RefSeq and is a predicted model, not a curated record.